This is a messenger RNA of Myripristis murdjan (pinecone soldierfish), 1821 nucleotides long. RefSeq names its product RAD51 paralog D (gene rad51d). Gene Ontology annotation, molecular function: single-stranded DNA binding; ATP-dependent DNA damage sensor activity; ATP binding. The record is from RefSeq and is a predicted model, not a curated record. Lineage: Eukaryota; Metazoa; Chordata; Actinopteri; Holocentriformes; Holocentridae. Gene Ontology annotation, cellular component: replication fork; Rad51B-Rad51C-Rad51D-XRCC2 complex; microtubule organizing center. The transcript has 10 exons. Bases 349 to 1353 code for a protein of 334 amino acids. Gene Ontology annotation, biological process: DNA strand invasion; reciprocal meiotic recombination; telomere maintenance.
CUGUCUACGGCAAGCGACGUGUGACAAGAGACACAAAACCUGCAGUGCAGCUAAAGCGAGUAGGAGUUGGUAAAGUUGGAUAACGCGUGUUAAAAGUGAUAAUGCUGUCGUUUUAGCAACACAACUUUUGUGUUUGUCGUCGUGAAACGUGAAAAAAGGAGCGGUUGACGUCAAGAAGCACGACGCCGAUCCUGCCGGAGGUUUUUUUUUUAUCACGUUAGCCGCCAAGCUAGCCGAGAAGCUAGCGAAGUGCCUCCAGGUUUGUAGCCGGUUACUUUAGGAGACAAAACAUGAAUCAUGCGUGUUAUUUAUUUGACAUGUUAAGUUGCUUUUGACCGCAAAGUCACGAUGAUCCUGAGAGACGGGAUGUGCCCUGGACUGGAUGAAGAACUUGUCCGGGAACUGCGCGCUGCUGACAUCAAAACAGUGGAGGACCUGGUAUCAUCUGACGUUGAGGAAGUGGCUCAAAAGUGUUCAGUGUCCUACAAGGCUCUGCUUGCCGUACGCAGAGUGCUGCUGGCCCAGCACACCGCCUUCCCCGUUUCAGGAGCCGAUCUCUACGAAGAACUACUGAGCUCAACAGCCAUCCUCUCCACGGGAAAUCCGAGUUUAGAUAAACUCCUGGAUUCAGGCGUGUACACCGGGGAGAUAACGGAGUUGUCUGGAGGCCCCGGAAGUGGCAAAUCUCAGGUGUGUUUUGGUGUGGCGGUCCACAUAUCGCACCAUCUGAAGCAGAGGGUGAUGUACGUAGAUACAACAGGAGGGCUCUCUGCCAGCCGUCUGCUUCAGAUGCUUCAGGCUGAGUCGAGUAACGUGGAAGAACAGAUGGAGGCUCUUCAGAGGAUCCACAUCUUCCACGCGUUUGACAUCUUCUCCUUACUCAGCUAUCUGUACAGUCUUCCUGCCACCAUCCAGCAGGUAUCCGUCGGUGGCGGCUCAGUCAAGGCCGUGAUAGUGGACUCGGUGUCGGCGAUUAUCUCUCCCAUACUGGGAGGCAAACAAAAUGAAGGCAUGUCCUUGAUGAUACAAGUCGCAGGAGUUCUCAGGCGCAUAGCAAAGGACUUCAACGUUGCCGCUCUGGUAACCAACCACGUGACGAGAGGCGGCGGCGGCGGCGGUGGGGAGGUGCAGGCGGGACUGGGCUUGUCGUGGAGUCACGUGCCCCGAACGAGGAUCCUGCUGGAGCGAACCGAGAGCGCCGGCACCGGCCACUGCAGCGUGCGCUCCGCAACGCUGAUCAAGUCCUCCAGACAGCCUUGUCAUAUCAAAGAGCAGUUUGACUUACAGUGGUGGAGUACGUCUAAAGAGGGAUCCGCUGCAAAGAGAAAACUGGAUGACUCAGACUCCCGCUGAGUGCCAACUGGAACUGCUUUCUAAUCUGCCCUCUAAAUGUAUUUCUACACACACGCAGAGUGCUGACAGAAAUGUUUUCUGGGGGGAAAAUGCAAAUAAACACGAGUAUUUUGUAUCUUAAGUGUCACAUUGCUUGUUCUCCUUGUAUAGAAUGCAGCGCCAUCCAAAAUGUCUCUAUUAAGAGUGGCCAAGUGGCUGUAUUGGCUAAAAGAAAUACACCAAACGCAAACAAACAAGCUAUGUAAUGUGCUCCGAAAAUGUGUUUGAUUAUUGUUUCCUCUGCCAGUUUGAUGCAGCUGUGGCGCUUUGAUGUGAUAAUUCUAGUCUUGUCCCAUAUUGUUGUUUGGGUUGAAGAUGUUUGAGACUGAAGAUUCAAAAUGAAACAUGCAUUUUAAUCAAAAUAUAAUCAUUACUUGAAACAUUUGGACUUAUUUUUGGACUGUAUUUUCUUGAUCAUAGUAAAACUGA